Messenger RNA from Diatraea saccharalis (sugarcane borer), 699 nucleotides. The record is from the annotation of a GenBank genome assembly. NCBI's taxonomy places the organism in Eukaryota, Metazoa, Arthropoda, Insecta, Lepidoptera, Crambidae.
AUGAAUAUCACCCUAACUAGUUUAGAAGCGCUAAUACUAAAGGCAACACACGAGUCGUUGCCAUGUCCGGACGCUGCUGCAUUAGAAGCAUUUUGCGCUGUUAUGAAAGAUGCUGCAGAUGGCCCACAAUAUGCGUCACAAGCCCUGGCCGCAAGAAUCCAUGCUCCUAAUGCUCGGGAAGCCUUGCUGGCACUCACAAUGCUAGACCGCUGCAUGCGCAAAUGCGACGCCAAUUUUCACGCAGAAGUGGGCAAGUUUCGGUUUCUCAAUGAAAUGAUAAAACUUGUAUCUCCUAAAUAUUUUGCUGACAGGACAGCACCUGAAGUUCGGACUAGGGUAUGCCAGUUGCUGCAUGCUUGGUCCAUUGAAUAUCCCAAAGAAACAAAAUUUAAAGUUGCCUAUGAUAUGUUAAAAAACCAAGGUGUGAUAAAGGAAACUCCCCCGCCUCUUCCUCCAGAAGAUUCCCCUCCAAAGUGUCAAGUGAGAGCUAAAAAUGCUAUAUUUGAAGAUGAGGAAAAAUCAAAACUGUUACAAAAGUUGUUGCAAAGUAAAAAACCAGAAGAUUUACAGCAUGCCAAUAGACUUAUAAAGACUAUGGUUCGAGAGGUGAGUAUUUUAAUUUACCAAAUCCCAUUCAAUUCUUUAUUGCACUUAUGUGGUAAUACAGAUAUUCUACCUAUAUACUGCACCAUAAUAUGA